AUGGACCCCGGCCUCUACAUCGUCCUUGCACCACCAACAGGCAGACUUCUUGACGGGUGUGAAGACGUUGAGAACUACGAGCCGGGUGGCUUCCACCCAGUUCACCUCGGCGAUGUGUACGAUGGCCGGUACCGGGUCGUCCACAAGCUCGGCUUUGGCGGCUUCCCGACCGUCUGGCUCGCCCGAGACGUGCUCGACGGCCGGUGGAUGACCUUAAGGUGGUUGUCGCCGGGGAGUCAGCCACGUACGAGCAGGGCGGCUGCGGCAACCCACCCCAGCAUUGCCGAGCCUCCUCUCUUUGCUGUGCCUGAGGGGCGGUUCUGCGUUGAUGGGGCCGAAUUAUGGGCGUCUCUGCCUGGUGAUGCCGGUUUUGGGUCCGAGUGUGUCCACGCUUUCCAGGGGUUCUCCUCCGGGGUGACCCCCGGGUUCGCCAGAGAGGUAUCUCUUCAGGCUGCCCGAGCGCUCGCACACUUGCAUGCAAAUGGGCUGUGUCACGGCGACCUGACCUCCGCCAACAUCGCCAUCCGUCUCAACGAAGCGCUGCGUACAUCGCCCCCAACUCCCCACGGACCGGAGCACAUCGUCGCCCCUCUAGACUUCUGCUCUGCACCGACCGCCCUCCACAGCCGCAACAUCUGCAUCACCGAAGUUGAUCAGUCAUUUCAAACUGCUCAUCCGCCGGCAACGAAACAACUCGGCAUCACAACCAAGUACCUCGCCCCGGAGGUAUGUGUGCGCCACGCACCCAGUAAGGCCCCUGACAUCUGGGCGUUGGGCUGCGCCAUCUUCCGCAUCCGGUCAGGCGACGAUCUCUUUUUCGACUACGACACCAACUGCCCGGCUAAUGCACUCAGACAAACUGUCAUGACCAUGGGCGAGGGAAAGCUACCUCAAGAAUGGAGAAAGACGAGAUUCAACGAGGACUGGUUUCGUGUUCCUAUCGGGAAGGAGGAGGGUGACUCUGGAAGACUCACGGCCGCUGAGAGGGAGGGUGUGGUCAAUCCUGGAUGAGCCGAGGGCGCUGUUUGUCAAUGCGACAGGUGAGGUGGUGCAAAUGACGGACGGGCCCGGACCGGCUAUGUUUUGAGGAUCACGCUGCUAUGCGGGUGCCGUAUCCGGAUGCGACAAGGGGGGUAGUGUGGAAGCCCACUGCGGCUUGCGUGGAUGGCGGGUACAUUACGGGGUAUGAUGGUGAGACAGACGAGUUGCUGAAAGCGUUUCCCUGGCUUGAGGAGCAGGAGGCGGCGUUGUUGGUGGAUUUUCUGGAAAAGAUGUUCAGGUAUGACCCGGCCGAGAGGAUUACAAUGGAGGAGGUGAUCGGGCAGACUUGGUUUGCCAUGGAUGAUCAAACACUGACCAAGGCUGUGGUGAAUACCCGAUGUUGAGACAAAAGUGUAGAAU
Molecule: messenger RNA, 1401 nt
Organism: Parathielavia appendiculata
Lineage: Eukaryota; Fungi; Ascomycota; Sordariomycetes; Sordariales; Chaetomiaceae
Product: kinase-like protein
Exons: 4
Coding region: 1-1011 (336 amino acids)
Biological process (GO): peptidyl-serine phosphorylation; peptidyl-threonine phosphorylation
Molecular function (GO): ATP binding; protein serine/threonine kinase activity
Source: RefSeq, a predicted model, not a curated record